CAACAUCCAAACAAAAUGAAUACAGAUCGAAAAACUUCCGAGUCAAGGAACGAGCAGCUGCCUCGUGUGGCUGAGACUUCGGCUAGUGCGGCCAGCAACAGAGACACCAAAGAUAAAUGCAUUACGGACUUUGUUAUGAAGGGUGCCAGCGGGAUGAUAAUCGGCACUCUCUUUACGGUAUUCUACACACGGCCCCGAACCUAUCCGAUCUGGCUCUGCAUGGGCAUUGGCAUGGGCCUGGCCUACGAUUGCUGCCAGAAUCGUUUGGCCCAAGUGGAUGAAAAUCAAACCAAAUGACACGUACGCAGAAUGAACAGACAUAAAGCAGUUACUCUCCAGCUGACCAGACCACCAAAAAGAAAGUGCAUUAUGUGGCAGAAACUUAUCCAAAAGUGUUUGCUAAUUCAAACUUUCUUCUAAUUCAAAUUCAAUUUAUCAGCAGUCGA
Drosophila guanche is the source of this 446-nucleotide messenger RNA. RefSeq names its product MICOS complex subunit Mic10. The transcript has 2 exons. Bases 16 to 297 code for a protein of 93 amino acids. NCBI's taxonomy places the organism in Eukaryota, Metazoa, Arthropoda, Insecta, Diptera, Drosophilidae. Gene Ontology annotation, cellular component: MICOS complex; mitochondrial inner membrane. The record is from RefSeq and is a predicted model, not a curated record.